AUGUGGCAAACGAUAUUUGUUUAAAAAAAUGUUUUCAUUUUAAAUUAUAAAUUUUACGAUAGUGUUUAUGUGAAUAUAUGUCUGCAUAUUUUGUUUGAUUUAACUUCUCAUUAUUCCAUGAUGGUUAGAAUAAGCGUAUUGACUGAUAACAGAUGUCAAUAUACUCUUUAUUGUAAACUACAUAUAUGUUAUUGAAUUUUAUUAUUUAACAUCUUGGUGAAAAUAGUACAUUAUAAUAAUAUGAAAACAAAUAACAAUCAAUGAAUAAUUUAAUUAGCUACAUUCGUAAAUUGUUUUUCAAAAUGAGUUCUGAUGAAGAAUAUAAUAUAGCAGCUAGAUAUAAAACGGUUAGGAAACGUUUGGAUAGUCUGGGUUAUCAGCAAGCACUAUCUUUGGAUGUUCUUCCUUUAAUAGAACGUUUACUGGCUGAUCUUAUUCAAACUACAGAAAGUUUAAAACAUUUUAAAACUGUUGCACAAGAGAAUAUUGAAGCUUGUACUCAACUGCAAUUGAUAAUUGAUCCAUAUAAAUGCGACAAUGCAAGAUUAGUCCAGGAAUGUAAUCAACUUCAUUUGGAUCUGAUAGAAACAGAAGAAGCAUAUCAAAAACAAAUCAAGGAUUUGAAGAAACAAGUAUACAAAUUAGAGUGUGAAUGUAAUGAUCUACAAUUAGUUUCUUCUAGAAAUUUGCAAAAAAUUAAGGAUCUUGAAACUGAAUCAGCUAAAAAGUCGAAGAAGAUAUUAGAUCUUCAAGGAAAAUGCCUAAAACCAAUCAUAAGCAAUAUAGGAAUCGGUAACAAAAAGCGCCCUUGUUAUCCACUUAGAAGACCAGUUAUAGAAGCUGAACCAUUACCAAAGACAGGAAGUAGUAACAGUACAUUACCAAGUACCCAUGCUGUAGAGCCAAAAAUAUUAGACUUAUUGAGCAUGGCAGAUCAUAGAAUGAGCUGUUUAAGCCAUGAGGUAACAAAACUUAAAGGAGAAUUGUCGUUGCAAACCGAUAAUGUGUACACAUUACAAAAUCAGUUAACAACAAAAGAAAAAGAGAUAAUAAGACUGAAAAAACUGCUAGAAGGUGGUCGGCCAUAUAGUGCUGUUGCCAAAGAUUGCCUUUGCAAAAAAGUUGAUAAGAUACAUGUUGUAUCUCAUGAUACUGAUGAAAAUAAUGAUUUAAAGAUUCUUUUACAAAAUAAACAAGAGCUGGAGCAACAGUUAAAAGAAGCUGUAAAUAAACAACAUGAAGCUAUGUCCCAAGCUAUGAAACUUGCAGAACGAAAUGAAGAAUUAGAAAAAGAAUUAAGAGAUAUAGAUCAUAUUGCUUUAUCAGUAGAAGCUGAUUGUAAUUCUGCAGUUAAGGAAAAUAAUAGAAGAGUAUAUAGACUUCAAGAAAAGUUAGAAGAUGUAAUGGAGCAGGUUCAUAUAUUAGAAAGUGAAUUAGCAGUGAAGCGUAGAGAAGUACAAGAAUUAACAGCAGAUCUUGAAGCAUGUAAGCUUGAAAAACGUAACAUUCAAAGAACAUUAGAAUCCACUUUAGAAGAAAAGAAAAAAAUUACAAACAAAAUAAAUCAAUUAACAAUAAUAGAAAAAAGUUUAAAUGAUGAAAUAGAAAGAUUAUCUAAAGAAAAUGAAUGUCAAAAACAAGAUAUUAUACAAUUACAAUAUACCAAUAAAGUAUUGAAAGAGCAAUUAGAUACAGAAGUUGCUUGCGGAGAUGAUUUAAAGCAACUAAGAGAAAAAGGAGAAAAAAAUGAUCAAAACAGGGGAAAAAAGAGUAUGGGAAAUAGAACAAAUGUAGAAGAUAGUGAGUGUUCAUCAUUUUCGCAAGAAAUAAAUAUUGAUAGAGAAGAAUAUAAGAGUAUAUAUAAAGAAGACGAAGUUAAUAAGCUAGUUAAUAAUGAUAGAACAUCUGAUAACAUGCGAAAAUUAAUUAUUGAAAAAGAUCUACAAAUAGACAAUCUACAACAAAGUAUAAAACAAUUAGAAAACGAGCGAGAUUAUUACAGAAAUGAAUGCAAUUGCUUGAAGCAAAAAGAUGAAAAUUCUAACAAGGAUAACGUUGAAUUGUGGACACGGUCUUAUGAAUUAAGAUGUCAACUUAAUGAAAAAGAAAAAAUAAUUUUUGAAUUACAAAAAGAAAAAAAUGAUUUGUAUCAUGAAAGAAAAGAAUUAGAAGCUUAUAAAAAUCAACAAAAAAAAAUUUCUAUACCUUCUGGGUCUUGCAAAAUAUCUAAACCAAUUAGCACUUGUGCACAUCUAUCUUCAACAUUACCACAUGAUAUACGUAUAGAAACUACAAAAGUAAUGUUGGAUUCUUUGGAGCUUGAAAGGGAUACAGCUAGAGCGGAUGUUCAACGUUUGACAGAAGAGCGUGAUGUACUAUAUGAAAGACUUAAGGGAACACAAAGAGGAACUGUAAAUGGAUAUGAGGAUCAAUUGGAAGAUCUUCAAGAAGAAUUAAGAAGAACUAAACAGGAAUUAACAGUUCAACGUACCCAAUUUUUUCAGCUUCGGGCAUUGCAGGAUCAAACAGAUCAAGCACUUGGAGAUGUACAGGGUCAAUUGACUCAAUCAGAGACCGAAUUAAAUAAGGCGAUAGAUCGUAACAGAAAUAUGGAGCAACAGCAUUUACAACUUGAUGAUCAAGUAAAGGAAUUGAAACAAGAAAUCAACAAUCUCCAUACGAAUAUGGCACAUUUAGAUCGAGAAAAAGAUCAAUUAUUAAUGGUGUUGGAUGAAAAGACUGAAAAAAUUGUGAAUUUAGAAAGAGAAUUGAUACAUAAAGAGCAACAAGCAAAUAGCAUGGAACAGCAAAUGCGAGAUCUACAACAUAAAAAUGAUUUUAGCAGGUGCUUCUGGAACUGGUGCAAAGUAUUGUCCCUUCGGACAAGAUGCUUUUGUGAAUAUCGGAUAGCAAAGUGCGUCUCUGGGAGACUGUGCGGUUCCUGGUGGACAUCUGCAUUCUGCUAUCGUUCCACCACCUCCUGCGGCUGGACCCAAUUCCAUAGUUUCUGGACAAGAAUAUGUAUCGAUCAGAGCGCAGAAUAUGAACGUCAAUUCAGAUCUCUGCAGCUCGAAGUAAAAAAUGUUCAAAGACAAUUGGAAACUUCCAAUACCGAUCGUGAAAAUGCGAUUCAAGAAAAUCGUCGCUUGCAGGACGAUCUCGCUGCUGUUAUGUGCGAAGUUCGAAAUCUUCAGCAUGAAUUAGAGUCUUGCCGUGCGGAAUCUUACGACUUGAAGAGACAGUUACAGACUUAUGUCAGUGAGGUACGACGAGCCGAAGAGAUGCUCAAUAGAAAGGAGAAUGAAAGAACCGAAAUGUUGAAUCACUUUAGAAGUUUAAGUUUGGAAGCCACGGUAUUGGAAAAUAACAAUCAUAGUUUGGAAUCUGAAGCAGCAGAGGCAAGGGGAGCUCUUCAAACAGCAAGAGAUCGUUUGAUAGAUUUAGAACGACAGUUAGUGGAUAAGGAUUGUUUAAUAAGGGGCUACGAAACACAGAUAAGUGAAUUAACGCAAAAUGUCGCCAGCAUGGAAACUCAGUUACGCCAGCAAACGGAGCAGAGACAAAGAGCAGAAGCUGAUUUAAGUGCAGUAAGGGACUUGUGUAUCAAAAUGGAUCAACAAAAGGAUUCACUUAUGCAACAACUUGAAGAUAAAGAUGUAACGAAAACCCAGUAUGAAACGCAAUUGGUAAGAUUAAGAACUGAACAGAAUGUUAUUCAAGAUCAAAUAGAUAGAGACCGUGCAACGAUCGAGCGUUUAGAAACUCUACUGGAUCAAGCAAGACAAGAAUCUAUCAAAGUUCAAACGACUAAUCAAGAAUUACAAAAUGAAAUGUCGAGACUUAAACAGAAAAUAUCUGAGCUUCAAACGACAUUAUCUGCUGAGUCACUUGAACUUAGACAGUAUCAAAAUCAAGCUGCAGAGUACAGCAAACAAAUUAGCGAGCUUCGCAGACAAGUUACGAAUGAGAGAUUUGAUCGAGCUAGAAAAGAAGAAGAAAAUCGCAGAUCAUUAAAUUCUACGCCAGAUAGUUUUAAUGUCGAUUUAAACGUGGUUAUAUAAAAAAUAAAAUUUAAUAUAUAUUUAUUGAUAGAUAUUUGAAUCAAGAAAAAUUCAAGGAAAAGAGUGAUAUAUUGUGUAAGACAUGUGCAUUAGAAGCAGUACCACCGGGAA
Vespa mandarinia (Asian giant hornet) is the source of this 4172-nucleotide messenger RNA. RefSeq lists its product as uncharacterized. The record is from RefSeq and is a predicted model, not a curated record. Lineage: Eukaryota; Metazoa; Arthropoda; Insecta; Hymenoptera; Vespidae.